Doryrhamphus excisus (bluestripe pipefish) is the source of this 7042-nucleotide messenger RNA. It is a transcript of the gene pcdh20, whose product is annotated as protocadherin 20. The record is from RefSeq and is a predicted model, not a curated record. NCBI's taxonomy places the organism in Eukaryota, Metazoa, Chordata, Actinopteri, Syngnathiformes, Syngnathidae. Gene Ontology annotation, biological process: homophilic cell-cell adhesion. Gene Ontology annotation, molecular function: calcium ion binding. Gene Ontology annotation, cellular component: plasma membrane.
CGGCUUUGGACUCGGCAGAGGUCUGCACAGCUCAAAAUGCCUGGCUUAAUUAAAAUGUGACACUUUCCGCUAUAAGUGGAAAACUGUUGGACUUGGACGUAAACAUGGUCAACAGAAAACACCCCAGACUUUGCAAAAGCUGGGAAUUAUGGGGAUUUUUCAUCCUCUUGCUUUAUACCAGCCCUCAUUCCUGUUUUGCAACCUUCAGCCAAGCAAAAGAACUCAUCUAUAGGAUAAAGGAGGGAUUACCCAAAGGGACCUUCAUAGGAGCCAUUGGAGUGGACUUAAAUUUGGAUUUUACAGUUGACCCCCCCUAUUUAUUCAGUCUGGCUCAAAAGAGGGUCAGUGAACAGUAUGUGACACUCGAUAAUACAACAGGAGAAUUUUUUACAUCUGCUACAGAGAUUGACAGGGAGACACUUUGCCCGGAUAACUCCGACAGACAAGGAUGUUUCCUCUCAAUGGAUGUCUUUGUACUUCCCCAGCAGUAUUUUCAACUCAUCAAAGUUAAAGUCGUCAUUGAGGAUGUGAAUGAUAACAGACCAAAGUUCCCCGUGGAUGAAAUCCUUCUAUCCGUUCCAGAAAACACACAGAUCAAUUCUCGCUAUGCGGUGGAACAGUCUGCAGUUGACCCAGACCUGGGUCUUCAUGGAGUGCAGACCUACUGGCUUGUGAACGACUUUGGUGUGUUCACGCUCGACGUUGAAGAGAACGAAGGAGGGGAGCUGACACCCUUUCUUAUCGUGACAGAACUUUUAGAUCGAGAGACACAGGCUGAAUACAUAACAGACAUUAUCGCAGAGGAUGGGGGUACCCCUCCCCUACUUGGUGCUGCCACUUUAAAAAUUGUCAUCUUAGAUGUGAAUGAUAACUGUCCCCAAUUCACAGAGUCUUACCUUAAUGUUACUCUGCAUGGGAACUCCACCAAAGGCACACAUUUGGCACGUCUGCAUGCUUUUGACCCUGACCUUGGCGAUAAUGCUCAGAUCAACUAUGCUUAUAGUGAACGUGUGCCAAGGGAGACCAGAAGCUUGUUCCAUUUGAACAGAACUACAGGAGUGAUCAAACUAGCAGACAAAAUAGACACAGGUACAGCCAUGUUUUACAAACUCACUGUUUUGGCCAAUGGACCUGGUUGUAUUCCUGCUGUCGCCACUGUUGCUGUUCACAUCAUCAAAGUUCUUUUGGGGCCUCCUGCUGUUGUACCUCGAUAUAUUGCAUCAGAAAAAGAUGGGGUGGUGAGACUUAAGGAGUCUGAGCCAGUGUUUUCUCCUAUUGCUUUUUUUACUGUCAAAAACAUCAAUGUCAAUCAAAGGGUGGACUGCCAUUUGGAGGGAACAGGUCCUUUUCGGAUCGGGCCCUAUCAGCUCCUCACAAAUGAAUACCUACUUGAAACCACAGAGCCACUGGAUUAUGAAAUGACAAAGGAGUACGAUCUCAUUGUAGUUGCUGAAAACGGUCGUGGGCUCGUCAUCAAGACUUUUCUAAAGGUGCAAAUUUUGGAUGAGAAUGACAACGCUCCAGUUUUUCAGCAGUCUUCGGUGGAAGUAUUUUUAGAUGAGAAUAACCCCCCCAACACCUAUCUUACUCAGCUCCAUGCCACAGACCAAGACAGUGGAAGCCAAGGAGAAGUUGUCUAUCUUCUUGGAGGUGAUGCCCCAGGGAUGUUUCUUAUAGAUUCCGUGACAGGCAUUCUGACUGUGACUACAUCACUGGACCGUGAGGAGAAGGAAACAUAUCGCUUCAUUGUGAGAGCUGUGGACCAAGGAACCCCAAGAAGGGAGUCGAUUGCUACUGUUGUGGUAACGGUACAAGACCGCAAUGACAACAGCCCGCGCUUCAUCAACAAGGAUUUCACAUUCUUUGUGCCAGAGAACUUUCCGGGUUACGGUGAGAUCGGCGUGCUGUCAGUGAUGGAUGCUGAUUUGGGGAAAAAUGGAUGGGUGGCCCUAUCCAUCCUCAAUGGCAGUGACAUCUUCAUGAUAGACACAGGCCGAGGCACACUUCGGGCGAAGACAUCACUAGAUCGAGAGCAACAGGGGACCUACCAGCUUUGGAUUGAGGCCGUAGACGGUGGGGAGCCCGCACUCUCCUCUGUUACAAUGGUGACUGUGCUGCUGUUGGAUGUCAAUGACAACCCACCGAUUGUCCUUUUCCCACAGUCCAAUCAGUCCUACAUGCUGGUGCUACCCAACACCCUGCCGGGAACCUCCGUCACAGAAGUGUACGCUGUGGAUAACGAUACAGGCAUGAAUGCCGUGAUUGCAUAUAGUAUCAUUAAAAGAAAGGGAGGCGAACCUGGAUCUUUUGCCAUCAACCCCGAAACAGGAAAUAUCACUUUAGAGAGGGAACUGAGCAACCGUGGUCUCUACAGCCUUCUGGUAAAGGUCAGUGAUCACGGUCAGCCAGAGCCACUUUACUCAACAAUUAUGGUUAACUUCUUUGUGAACGAAACGGUGAGCAAUGAGAGCUACAUACAGAGUUUGCUGACCAGAGAGGCUGAUAUUGAAAUAGAGGAGAGACCCUGGCACAUUGGUCAGUUGAAAGAGGGACCUGAGAGGUAUGACAUGUGUCCAUGUACACCUGCCCUCAUUGCCCUUGCAGUGACAUGCCUCGGGCUGCUCUUCUCCCUUGUUACGCUAACAGGUUACAUAUGCUUAAAAAGGUUUCAGAAGCAAAAGACAAAAUCAGACGUUGAUGUACCAUUAAAAAUAAAAAAAGAUUCUACGCUGGUCAAAAAUAGGAAGCUCAGACAUGUCUCAAACAUUUAAUUUUCAGUAAUCCACACAUCUGCUUAUUUGGGAGUUUACACAUUGUGAAACAGCAACAUAAAUUUGUUUAAUCUUAUUGCAUUUUAUAAUUACAGUAAUCACUCGCCACUUUGAGCUUUGAAUUUUGCAGUAUUUAAAAAAUACAUUAAUUAAUAAAUCAUGCUAUGGCCUACUAUUAGUCACAAAAAUUACAAAAAUUAUAUAUAUAUAUAUGGCAUUUUUUUUGCCAAACCUAAAUACAAAAAUUAAAACCACAAAUAUAAAUACAAGGGAUUCAGAAGACACAUUCAAAGACGCUGUGAUAAUAUUUUAUCUCCAUAAUAUAUUCUACACUUGUCUCUAGGUGUCAGUAAUGUCAAUGUACUGAGACACACAAUGAUCGCCAGAACAACAGGCUUUAAUUGCAGAUUUUGAAUGAUCUCACAAUUUGAGCUACUGUUGUGGCCAUAACUCACGCCAAACUAAAACUCAACUUUGGGGCCAUCAAUGUCACUUCCUGUUUCCCCCCUUUUAGUUACCUAAUGCCAGAACACAUCUGCAGAAACACUCACAUGCAUUAGUCUUGUUUAUGUCAAAAUGUAUAUUAUAUAUACUGUUUGGGGCAAUGUGAAUGUCAUGGUGACUAUAGGGGUGCUGUAGUAUCUCACAAUAUCUAACAAUAUUAGAACCUGUAUUUGGAAGGUCGUAAACAGGUUUUCUAUGCUGUAACUAUGACAAUAUUCAAUGUAUAAAUAAGAAAGCCUACUUUGUGAAAAUGCACUUAUCUGGAACUAGGUCUGGAACGAGGGAUUACUGUACUUGGGACACAUUCACUAUAUAGUAAAAUCACAGGUCAUUUCAUUAAGAACACCUUCAUAAUCCAAUAAGAUCCAACACAAGUCCUAUCACAAAAGUAUACCUAUACUGUCAUCCCUCACUUAUUGGUUUAUUGGUUAAUUGGUUAAUUAAUUUCUGCAAAGUAGAAUUCAUGGUUAAUAAUAAAUGGUAUGUUUUCAUAGUUACAUCAUAAAAAACAUGCCUUUUUAAAUACAACCUUUACCAUUAUUAAAGCACUACAGACAUGAAAUAGCACACAUAUAGUCAUAUUUACACUCAUAAAAACCAAAAAAAGCCCACAUUGAUCAACAGUAAUGUGUAGGUUACGAGAUCACUGCACAGAAACGAGACAGCCGUGGCUUUAAACAUUAGCAAACGAGUGCGCUAACUCGCUGACUCCAAUUUAUUUACUGUAUUCUAAAAGAGGUUUUAAAACGGAGUGGGGAAAACGGACAAAGAAGCCAAAAAUGUACCACUUCCACAUUGAAUGGGAGGAUAACUUAUUUUCACUCAUCAUGUUUGGUACGCCAUGGCGUACUACAUGCAUUGUGACAGUAAUCUACUGCAAUAUCAUGUCUCAGUAAAGGAACAUUACAGAUGCCUAGUGGCGAGAAUACUACAUAUACUUUAGUCUUUCAAUAUUUGUUUUUUGAUUAAUAAUACACCAGCAACCAUUUAGUAAUUAUUAAAUUGGAGGGAUUACUGUGCAAAUGUACAAGUGCACUAAAUGCAGAAAAGUUACAUUUUGUCUCUUGCACAGUUACGGUAAAUAAAUACUAACCUCGGCAAACUACAAUGAGACUCUUUGGUAUGUCUGAUUAUAUUGUGAAGUAUAUGUAAUGUAGUGGCUGGUGAGUGUAUAGCCAUAUUACAUGACUGAUGCUUGCAGGAAUAUGUUAUGUAUCAGAAAGAUUGGAAAUUAAUUUAUUAGUGGCAUCCUAUAACAUUACAAACAGAAAGUCUUGAAAAUGAUUUAAACAUGUACAUAUCGUGCAAAGUCUUUGAAGGCACAGCAAAUAUUGACUUUUUGAUGACUGUUGUAGACAAUCCACAUGAAUAGUAAAUCUUUCAGACUAACGCCCAGCUUUUUAACUUGAGGUUGUCAUUGACCAUACGUCUGUGAUGACUCUCAUCCAUCCAUUUCAUUUCAAUGAGGACUGACUCUGAGCAUUUGGACUUGUUUGCCUCACUCUUUGUUAAACCUGUCAUUGACAACCAGAUGUUUUUUUAUAUUGUCAUUUAUGUUGACAUUCAAUAGAAAGAAGACAUAUUGUACUUGGUGACACUGAUGCAUUCCAAGUGUGCUUUUGUUGUUAUAUAAGACAUGCAAACUCAAAUCACCCUCAUUCAUGCAAUUCUCAAUGUGUUUGUGAGAUGUUACAAAGUGUUUGUGAAAACAAAUAUUAAAGUACUUUAUUUUAUUAUACGUAUGCAUUUUUAUUAUUUGCAUGCCUAUCAACAUAUAGUAUGUAAAUAACACAUUACUAUUAGAAACAUUAUCUGCAAAGCCUUGAUAUUCUGGGAUUGUGGACAGCUAAGAAUUGUUACCAGUAUUGUUUAAUAUUGGACGAAAUAUUGGGUUAGAACUACAGUACUGUUUUAUUUUGUAAACUACACAGACAGGGUGAACUGUGAAACUAUGAAAUUCAUAGUUCCAAAUGAAACACAACUGUGUGCAGUUGUAUUUGAACAAAAAGUCAUACACACAGUGUUACAUGCAAUGUAAAUGAGUGUUCAAAUCCAUAUUUCCCAGCACAAAGCAAAUAUAUACAGCACACAAAAUAAAAUCCAACAUGAAUGAAAACCUAAUUUAUUCUGUACCAUUUUGCAAUGCACCUAUGUGACUGACGGGCAACAACAAGUGAUAACAACAUAUAAUACAAUGACGAACACUGUCCAGCCAGUGAUAAGGGUGGCUGGAUAAACUAGAGCAGUGGAAGUCUGGUGGGCUUUUUAUGUUAAAGUUGGCAACAUUUUCUUUCAAUUUUACAUGAUCAUGUUUUGCAGCUCUUGACCAUUUCGCUAAAAGGCUACAUUGUGCUUUCUUGCCUUCUCGUCCAUACACAAUACCACAAAAUGGAAAUUGUUACCCACAAGUUACCCACAACUAUUCUCUGUUAAUAUUUUUUACUUUAUUCUUGUAAUAUUACAGCUGUUUUUUUUCAAUUUCUAUUGGUGUAUUUUUUUUUAAUUUUCCAACUAUUUCAACUUUAAUUAUUUUUUCUAUAAUAUUUCAAAUGUAUUCUUGCAAUAGUAAAACUUUCUCCACUACUUAAUUUUCCAUAAAGUGCAGCUUCACAUGUUGUUUUGUUUGCUUUUCAUAAUAUUACAAAAAAAAUCAUCUUUUUUAAUAUUUAAACUUUGUGCCAGUAAAAUAGCAUAAUUUGUUCGUCAUAAUAUACUUCUGAUUUUGCACUUUUUCUUUGUUUGUUUUUUAGGAAAAUUACAUUAUUACCAAUAAUGGGGCAAUAAAGAGUGCCACAAUUGGCACCUAGGCCACACUUGGACACACCAUCAUACCACCAGGAAUGAAUGGAAACACACAGAAAAACAUCUGCUGUUUUAUGGAGGAAUAAGUUUGCUGUAAAAUUUCAAAUAGAGCAUUCAUUCCAUAUGCAUGUUACAAACUGUUUUUGAUUCUCACGGUAACAAGGUGUGUACCACAUUUCUACGAAACACAGGAAGAUUCCGUUUUUCAAGGGAUGAUUUGGAACCCUAAGUCAUGAUGACAAAGAUGAAAAUCCAGUUUGACUGUCACCACCUGCAAAGGGCAGGGAUGGGGCGUGUUAUUGAGAGACAAACAAACAUGCAUGCAUUCUUUCCACCAAAUGCAGUCAUACUCAUAAAUGCUUAAUGCUUCUUUCACAUGUAUUUGCAUCAGACGGAAGGGAAAUUAGGAAAAGAAAAGAAAGGAUUUGGGACGUGAGUCGACAGUACACGCCCAAGUACGGAACUCACUUGAGCCAAAUGUCUUUUAUUAACAUCCCUGGGUUUGGCUCAAACAAUAACAGAAACAUGCAAACAAACCAGUGUUGAGAAUGUAUUCUCACACACACUCACACACACACACACACACACAAGGAGCGUCACAACUUAUAAUCAGCAUUUCAGCACUAGCGCAUGUCAUGUAAACACAGAGCACAUCAGGAGCAGCUCAGCGUAAUCCUCAGUAAUCACCUCUGGCCAUCCUGUGCUUUUCACAAAUGGGCUGUGCUAUGAUAUUCAUUUGACACAGAAAUGAUCAUUUUAGAACAUGAAUAGUACUCAGUAGAUUUGUUGGAUCAGCAAAGUCAGCACCUUUGUAGAUGCCCAAAUGAAUGUAAGGUUGUUUUUGUUUGAUAAAAAAAGGGGAAAUGUAUAAAAAAAAAAAUAAUAAUAAUAAUUUUUACGUAUGCAUUGCUAACAAAAGUGAAAAUAAAUACUGCUUGACCUGACCCACACAAAUGUGAUGGCUU